Messenger RNA from Seriola dumerili (greater amberjack), 3580 nucleotides. Its product is annotated as SPRY domain-containing SOCS box protein 4-like. Bases 454 to 1314 code for a protein of 286 amino acids. The record is from RefSeq and is a predicted model, not a curated record. Gene Ontology annotation, cellular component: SCF ubiquitin ligase complex. Gene Ontology annotation, molecular function: protein binding. NCBI's taxonomy places the organism in Eukaryota, Metazoa, Chordata, Actinopteri, Carangiformes, Carangidae. Gene Ontology annotation, biological process: proteasome-mediated ubiquitin-dependent protein catabolic process. The transcript is spliced from 3 exons.
AGAGGGAGUCUCUCUCUUUCUGUCUCAGACUGACUUGCGGGCUGCUGGUUUUCUCUUCCUCUUGUCCUCCUGUCCCUUUCCUCGGGCUCUCUCGCUGCCGGCGGCUGGUUGGAGGAGUUCAGCUGUGUUUUGGCUGCCGUCUGGAUUUGAACAUGGACUCAGGCUGAUCAGCUUCACGCAGCGAGACAAGACAAGAGUCACUGGAGAUUCACUGAGUGGCACCCACUCUGUCUUUCUGAGGACAUUUGUGGCAUGAAACCAGAUCGCAGACAUCUUCCAUUCAUCACCUCCUCCUUCAUCUCCCACCACCACUCUCCAAUUAGGAACUCUCUCUCAGCUCCACCGCAUUGAUGAGGUAACGUCAAGCUUCACGCAGCGCAGCACACACCUGCACUAUCACCACCCUCCCCACUUCCUCCCCCUUUUCCUUCUGACAACCCUUCCAUCGCAGCCAUGGGCCAGAAGAUUUCUGGCAGCAUUAAAUCGGUAGACGGUCGCGGGGAAAGCGGUGGCUCCCCGUCCUACCGGCCCUUGGCUCAUCGCCGGCAGCACCCAGAGCUUAGGGGCCCAGAUUUCUCCAAACCCCCCAGGCUGGAUCUCCUACUGGACAUGCCGUGCGCUGGACCCGAGACCCAGCUCCGUCACGCAUGGAACCCUGACGACCGCUCACUCAACAUCUUCAUCAAAGAGGAAGAUAAGUUGACAUUUCACCGCCACCCGGUCGCUCAGAGCACGGACUGCAUCCGGGGGCGGGUUGGAUACACCAGAGGUCUCCAUGUGUGGAAGAUCCACUGGCCCGCCCGGCAACGAGGCACCCACGCUGUAGUUGGGGUGGCAACCUCAGAGGCUCCGUUACAUUCUGUUGGGUACACGGCGUUGGUGGGGUCGGACUGUGAGUCCUGGGGCUGGGAUCUGGGACGUAACCGGCUCUACCAUGACAGUAAGAACCGGGCCCACAGCUCGCUGCCAUCUUACCCUUGUUUCCUGGAGCCGGAGGAGUCAUUCACACUGCCGGACUCUCUGCUAGUGAUUCUGGACAUGGACGAAGGAACUCUGAGCUUCAUGGUGGACGGACAGUAUCUUGGAGUGGCGUUUAGAGGGCUGAAAGGCAAGAAGCUGUAUCCCAUUGUCAGCGCUGUGUGGGGACAUUGUGAGAUAUCCAUGAAGUACAUCAACGGCUUGGAUCCCGAGCCUCUUCCUCUGAUGGACCUGUGCCGGCGUGCGGCCCGUCUGGCUUUGGGUCGGGAGCGGCUUCAGGAGAUCGAGAGCCUCCCCCUGCCCCAGUCCCUCAAAAAUUACCUCCAAUACCAGUGACUGACACCAGCAGAGUACAAGGACACAAACCAGACCACCAGAGAGUCUACAGCUGGAUGGAGGAAAGACAUGAAUUAAAAGGUGCAAAGAGGGGAUGAUGGAUGGAAGAAUGUCCACACUGAGAGUGCCGAGGCUCAACAAAAGAUGGAUUUAUACGAAGAUGGAAUGAAAGAUGGUGGAUGAACUCACAGUGGAGGUCCAGGCUUUCACACAAAGGACAGGACAGCACCAGCUUCUUUUGGAUUUUCGAGCUGCUCUAUCAUUUGUUUUGGACUUGAAAUAAAUUAUUGAUGAUGGUAUCCCAUCAGUGUCUCACUCAUCCAGAAAGAAAGCCCAUCCCCUGAUGGCACGGUGUGGUUAAGUGGUGAAAGAGACGGUGGUAAAAACAAAGACCGCCACCUAGUGAUGAGAAUAAAAACUGCGCCGAGAAAGCACACUAAUCCUAUCCCUGGAGGCCUUUCUGACGAACAGUCAGUGACCAUAUCAUUGAUUUGGAUACCAUAGUGUGUAUUCAUGGUUUCCACUGGUACAGGUGACAGGCUGCAGAGUCUUAGACGUCUAAGAGGAUUCUAGCUCUAAUGUCCUUUUUAUGUGAUGACUCAGGCCCGACCAAAAGCUCACACUGCAUACAGAGUAGAUCAAAACAUGGCUGCAGGGUGUAUGCAAAGUUUAGCACAAGAGACUUAACUUAUCUCCUGGCUUUAUGCAGACAUUCGGUGAUAGUUAAGCCCUUUUCAGACAUGGAAUAAGUAACGUCUAUCAGUUAAAGCACCUGUCAGCACCUGGUGCUGGAGGAGGAACAGUGGAGUUAAAGAAUAAUGAAGGAAGCAAAUUAUGGAUUUUAAAAUUCAUUUUGCCAUUAAUGUCUUAAGGAUUGUCAGCUUGAAAUCCCACACAUCAGUUUAAUCAUUUAUUUUUUUUUUUUCUGAGAUUUAUUUUAUUGUGUGGCAUGUUUUAUACUGGAACUGCUUAUUUUUGUUUGUUUUUUUGUUUUUACCUGUUUGUUUCCCUGUGCUGCAAAGGGAAAUAAAAUAGUUUUUAUAAUCUGAUCUGAAAUAAGAUUAAUCUUGACAAAAUGUGGAAAAAAGACCUUCAGAUCUUGAAAUAUUUCUCUGUAACUUUCACAAGCUAAUAAUCAGAGUGGAAAAAAAACAUGUUAUUUCCAGGUUAUUUAUUAAGAGUUUGACACUCAAAAACUCAACUAAUCUACUUUAUCAAGACUGUGCAUGUGAGGUUUGAUCAGAUUUGAUUGACAGUCACCAAACAACCCAUCAACUGUAAGAUUUUAACACAAAUGUUGCUAAAUUCUGAUUGGCUGGAUGGAAGUAUCAGCUUUUUUUUAGAUGAGUCCUGCAAACCUCAAACCACGUCGGAAGAACACACUGAAGAAGAAAAACACAAAUGUCUAAUGUGAAAUAACCAGAAUUGUCUUGUGGGUCCCCAUCGCACAUAGUAAGAAGCUUAAUGAGAAAAUAUUUUAAUCUCUUCAUGUGCACACUUUGUGCUCCUGCAGCCUUUUUACAUUAAUGUGAGCAUAUUCAAUUAAGACUCGCACUGUGUGGGAGGUGAUGCAGCAGUGGCACGUGGUCCAGCUUAUUAAGAACGUGGUCAUGGCUUUUACACGCGGAGCUGCAUGUCUGAAAGGGGCUUUAUCACCGAAACAAAUGGGACAAAACCGCUCGCUGUUUAAACAAGUGUUAAGUUGCACUGAGAAACAUUCCUCACAGGACACUAAACCAUGUAUUAUGAUGUCAAUCAUGACCAAAGUAUUUCAUACUAAGCCAUGGAGUGAAUGAAUGUGUCUGUAGGAGCUGUGGGUCGUGGCCUGCCGCAGUGUAACCUAAGAGGAGCCUCACCUGCUGUUGUUUGUAGCACCCUGCUGUAGCUCACUGGUACCAGACAGUAUCUGUCUGCUCUCUGCACAACUGUCUUAAUGACCACAAACAAGGAAACAAACAAACAAACAAGCAAACAGGACCAGGGCAGAUCUAGACUCUCUGGAUCUAUUGUAAAGGCUGGAGCAGGACGAAGGAACAUUACUGCUACUGCAGUGGCUCAGAACAGGAUGCACAUGACCAACGCCCAACCACACACACACACACACACACACAAACAAACUCACACAUACAUAUUCACACACCUACCAUGUUUUCUUUCCUAAAAAAGGCUUGAGUCACUUUUUUUUUACUUCUGAGUUUGUAUCCAACAUUAUUAUUAUUAUUAUUAUUAUUGUUAAUAUUAUUGUGAGUGUGGAGUCUGAUUCUGA